Messenger RNA from Penicillium salamii, 705 nucleotides. Lineage: Eukaryota; Fungi; Ascomycota; Eurotiomycetes; Eurotiales; Aspergillaceae. The record is from the annotation of a GenBank genome assembly.
AUGAAGAUAAUCGACCCCCAAACCGCCGUUUUGACUAAUGUCGAGGUCCUGGCUUACUUGACCUCCAACCCACCCCGCCGACCACCGAACCCGCCGGGAGGUAAUUGGGUGCCAAACCCAGAUCUUAGAGACCAUAACACAGUGGUCAAGGAGAUUCACAACUAUGCCAGCCGUCUAUCGCCCCACCUUCUUCGAUACCCUCGCUACACAGCGCGCCCCUCGUCAUCUCAUUCGCAAUUACAAUCACAAGCAGCCAUGACCAGCACACUACAAGCCUCAAACCCCGCGACAGAUUCAGAAGCCGCCACCUUACCGCCACCGGUCUCUUCUGAGGACCGGACGCCUAUGGAUAAUGCCCUUUAUGAUUUAAUCGUUCGCCUCCAGCCCUAUGGACUCACCAAAGCCGAGGUUGUCAUGAUCCUCAAUCUCGGUCUAGGUCUAGGCGGCAACAACGACGCCGAGGCAGCAGAAGGCGAAGAGGGCGCCAACGGAGAUGGAGCUAUGGAGGUCGACGAACAGAAUGGGGAAGGAGAGGGUGGGGAAGAUGGCGAGGAUGAGCAGACACAGGCUGAUUACACCGCGGAGGUACUGCUGGAUGCUGUUGUUGAAGAGCGGGAGUUGCGUCUUUCGGAUGAUGAUAUGAAGGCUAUCUUUGCUAUCAUUCGAGAGACGUUAACUGCAGAUUACGAGAACGUGAAAGGGUGA